UUAACAAAACAAUAAUAAGGAGAAAAUUUACAGGAAUUUGGGGCGACUUUCAACGACUCAUCAUCUGGACUUUGUAUUCCGCGGUUUUUCUUGGUCGUCUUCUCUAUCCAUCUAUCUCUCUGUUCAUAUAUCCGCGGAAGAAAUAGAGCUCCAGACGUUGAAUUCCCAUAUCACGCAUUAAAACCCGGGAUUUUAAAUUCUUUUUCAGCCUCUAUUCUCUAGUUCUUCCGCUUAGCUCGAUUUUCAUUUUGAAUUUUCACCAAUUUUUUUUAAUUAUUCAUUUUAUUUUUAUUUCGUUUUCUGGGUUGGGAGGAACUGAGUUUUCAAUGGGAACUCCGGAAUUUCCAGAUCUGGGAAAGCAUUGCACUGUCGAAGAUUGCAAACAGAUCGAUUUUUUGCCCUUCUCCUGCGAUCGCUGCAACAAGGUAUUUUGUUUGGAGCAUCGAAGCUACAUUAAGCAUAGUUGUCCAAAAGCUGAUAAACAAGAUGUCACCGUGGUCAUUUGUCCUCUCUGUGCUAAAGGAGUUCGUCUAAUUCCUGAUGAAGACCCAAAUAUUACUUGGGAGAGACAUGUUAACACCGACUGCGACCCAUCAAAUUAUGAGAAAGUCACAAAGAAGAAAAAAUGCCCUGUUCCUGGCUGUAAGGACAUCCUAACAUUCUCAAACACAAUAAAGUGUAGGGACUGCUUGGUAGACCACUGUCUGAAGCAUCGGUUUGGACCUGACCACAAAUGUCCAGGACCCAAGAAACCUGAACCAAGUUUCCCAUUUAUGGGCCUUUUAAGUAGAAGUAAGAAAGAAGAUCCAAACUCCAACAGAGCUCCUCUGACUGCUUCUUCACCUAAGUGGGCUACAAGUUUUCUUAAUGCUGCUUCAAGUGUUCGAGCCUCUGCUGAAGCAAGCGUCACUAAAUUGAGCAAUGAAAUUAGCGAAAAGUGGCAGAUUGCAAGGGAUGGUAUGGCGCAGAGCAGUAGCAGUGGGAGUAGAAAUGGCCAAAAGGAAGAGUGUCCUCAAUGCGGUGCCAAAUUUUCUUCUGUAACAACUCUGGUGGAGCACGUGGAGAAAGUCCAUGAAAGGGGUGGCAACCGAGCUGGAGGAAAGAAAGUGACAAUUGAUGUUUGCCCCAAGUGCAGUCGAGGAUUUCGUGAUCCAGUAUCACUUGUAGAACACGUUGAGAGAGAUCAUGGUGGUACCUCAAAAGCGUAAAUUUUGAUGACAAAACAGGUUUUACUUUUGGGGAAAGUUAAUUGUACUUCUUGUUGCACAUAUCAUAUGUGGUUUUAAUGCUGCCAAAUGCAAAAAUGUUUUCAGCAGCCAGCAAAUUGUUUGUGUUUCUAAUUGUAAUAUAACCAAACAUGAUUCCUUGUUGCAUGCUUGAAUCAAUUGUUCAAGUCAAAACUUAGCUCGUGAAUCAUUUGCUCGUAUGAGUUGUACGGCUGCUCAUAGUCGGACAUGGAAAACGAACGUUGAAUUUGUUUUGUUGGAGUACAGAAAUACCAUUUUCAGGUUUUUGCUUUCA
Molecule: messenger RNA, 1521 nt
Organism: Ziziphus jujuba (common jujube)
Lineage: Eukaryota; Viridiplantae; Streptophyta; Magnoliopsida; Rosales; Rhamnaceae
Product: zinc finger AN1 and C2H2 domain-containing stress-associated protein 13
Exons: 2
Coding region: 327-1208 (293 amino acids)
Cellular component (GO): cytoplasm
Molecular function (GO): zinc ion binding
Source: RefSeq, a predicted model, not a curated record